Vicia faba (fava bean) is the source of this 537-nucleotide messenger RNA. The record is from the annotation of a GenBank genome assembly. NCBI's taxonomy places the organism in Eukaryota, Viridiplantae, Streptophyta, Magnoliopsida, Fabales, Fabaceae.
AUGGGGGAAAUGAGCUUGGCAUCUCCAUCUAAGUCGUUUCGGCUUCGAAGUCCAAGUCUCAACUCACUCCGUCUCCGGCGAAUCUUUGACAUGUUUGACAAGAACGGUGAUUCGAUGAUAACGGUGGAAGAAAUUAACCAGGCCCUCAACCUUUUGGGAUUGGAAGCUGAGUUCAAAGACGUUGAAUCCAUGAUCAAGUCUUACAUAAAGCCAGACAUGGAAGGGCUAGCGUACGAAGAUUUCGUGGCAUUGCACGAAUCUUUAGGGGACACGUAUUUUGGGGUGGCUGAAGAAGUAGAUGAGGAUAUACAAAAUGAUGAUUUAUGGGAGGCUUUCAAGGUGUUUGAUGAAAAUGGUGAUGGUUACAUAUCAGCUAAGGAACUUCAAGUUGUGUUGGGGAAGCUUGGACUAGUGGAAGGAAACAUGAUUGAUAAUGUUCAACGAAUGAUUGUGUCUGUUGAUACCAACAAUGAUGGUCGUGUUGAUUUCAAUGAAUUUAAGGAAAUGAUGCAAAAGACUAUUGUCCCUUGUUCUUGA